Messenger RNA from Malania oleifera, 543 nucleotides. RefSeq lists its product as uncharacterized. The coding region runs from base 1 to 543 and encodes 180 amino acids. NCBI's taxonomy places the organism in Eukaryota, Viridiplantae, Streptophyta, Magnoliopsida, Santalales, Ximeniaceae. The record is from RefSeq and is a predicted model, not a curated record. The transcript is spliced from 3 exons.
AUGUUUCGAAUGCUUUUCAAAGAGUUCAAUGAUGGGAGAAUGGAUCCUUCUACAAGGUUACGUCCCAUUGACAAGUCCUCACGGUCGAGGAAGAGGAAGAGGGGCCUUACAGACUCGGAGGCUGCAGCCAGAGGACGCAGCGGUUCGUCGGCGAAUCUAAAGUUCGAUGCGCCGGACGUGGCGAGCCCCUGCAGCGUGUGCGGGAAGCGGUUCGCGUCGUGGAAGGCUUUGCUCGGGCACAUGCGGAGCCACCCGGACCGGCAGUGGCGGGGGGUGCACCCGCCGCCCACUUUCAAUCGAGAAGAGUCGCCGGAGAAUGUUGGGCAGGCGGCACCGUGCGGCGAUCAAGAGGCGGCGGGGCCGUCGAGCACAGCUGCUGAUCCGAGGAGGGGCUUGGACAUUGAUUUGAACGUGCAGCCUCAUGACGACUAUUUGGACCAAGGCCUCCCUGAAGAUCCUGCUUCUUCUUCUGUGGCUGUUUUUGCCAUUGAUCUUAACGUGCCUGCGCCUCCAGACAGCGAUGAGGAUGGUGACGAUGAGUGA